AUAUUUGAUUUCACCCUGCUAAAAUGUUGGUAAUGUGUGGGAGGAUAUUUAAGUGUUUCCGUAAAUUUGAUUGUACUUGAGUAAUCCUUUGUAGGCAUUUUCAAAUAUAUUUUAUUUAUAUUGAUGGUGUUGAUUCAAUUAACCUAAACCGAGUCUACCAUUAUUUGCCACAGCUACUCCUUGAAACUUUAAUUGAGAUGCAAAAAUCUUGAGUGGUAUCUAUUUAUCUACAAUUCAGGAAUUUAUUCUUAGAGUGCUUAUAAAUGAACAAGUUUUUCCAAAUUUAUAGGAAUAAAAAAAUGUAUAUAAAAAGAAAAAACAGAUCUAGUGCCUUCAUUUUACUCUCCUUUCUUGUUUCCGUUGAAAAUUAAAGAUGGAUUUUUUCAUGGUGAAUCCACGGCAUUUCAAGAUUUCUGAUAUAGCAUUGAUCAAUGAUGGGUGUGAACAAACUAAUGGGGUCUUUGAGAAAUUAAUUUAUUUGAUAAAAAAAUGUGUUCUUCAUGCUCUAUCUAUUGGUCCAAUCCCAAUCCAUGUUGCAUUCAUCAUGGAUGGGAAUCGUAGGUAUGCUAAAAAGAACAACUUGGUUGAAGGCUCAGGUUACAAAGCUGGGUUCUUUUCUCUCGUUUCAAUGCUCAAUCUUUGUUAUGAGUUAGGUGUAAGAUAUGUAACAAUCUUUGCAUUCAGCAUUGAUAAUUUCAAGAGGUGUCCUGAGGAAACAAGGUUCCUAAUGGACCUUAUGAAGGAGAAGAUUGAAUCGUUGAUCAUGGACGAAAACAACGAAAGUAUCAACAUCGCGAAUCGGUUCGGCAUGAGAGUUCAUUUUGUAGGAGAUCUAAAACUUCUUGAUAAGCCUCUAAGGUUGGCAGCAAAAAGGAUCAUGGAAGCAACUGUUAAUAACUCUAGAGUUGUGCUUUCCAUUUGUGUUGCAUAUAAUUCCACCCUAGAGAUUUUGCAUUCCCUAGAGGAAUGUUGUGAAGAAAAAUGUGAUGAGAUUAGGGUUUUGGAUGAAAGUGGUUCAGGGUAUGGAUUAAUUAAGAUUAGGAGGGAUUAUUUGAAGGAAUAUGAUGAUUCAAUGUGUUUGAUAAAUUUGGAAGAUGUUGAGAGGAACAUGUAUAUGGCAAUUGCACCAUGCCCUAAUAUCUUGAUUAGGACUUCAGGGGAGAAUAGAUUAAGCAAUUUUCUUUUGUGGCAAAGCACAUUUUGUUACUUGUAUUCACCAUUUGUUCUUUGGCCAGAUUUCGGAUUUUGGCAUUUUGUUUGGGCUAUUUUGAACUACCAAAGGAGUUGCUUUUAUUUGGACAAGAAAAGUAAACAAUUAUAG
Molecule: messenger RNA, 1321 nt
Organism: Arachis ipaensis
Lineage: Eukaryota; Viridiplantae; Streptophyta; Magnoliopsida; Fabales; Fabaceae
Source: RefSeq, a predicted model, not a curated record